GUCCCCGAUCAUCUGUUCAUCAGCACUCUGUUCAUCAACACCAAGGGAGGAUGUCAGAUCUGGCUCAGCCACAUGGCAACCAUCCACGACGUCCAGGUUUCAGACCUGUACAAGGUCUCCUGGGAGGAUAUGACAAAGGAAUGGAAGAAGCGGUUCAUCGUCGACGACGCCCCGACACUCGCCAUCAACCGCAUCUUCACGAUGGCUCAAGGGAGCACACCGACACGUGACUGGCUCACGGAUUGGCAGAAGAUCGUGGCCACACCCGAUCUGGACUUGCCAUUCUCACAUCUCCGCCAGGAGUUUUUCAACAGGUCAUGCGCCGCUCUCAGCCUCGCACUUGGUGAUCUCGAGCAGUACAACACUUUCGCAGAGAUCAUCAACAAGGCGAGAGAGAUCAUCAAGACUAACAGGCCGGCUGCACACGAGAAGUCAACAUGGCAGCCGACCUAUGUGGAGAAGGUAAAGACUGGUCCGCGGCCGCCGCUUGGAGCUGCAGUCCAAUUGGACAGUGGAGAAGACCCGGCAGCCGCCCAAGCAUCACGUGAGGGAGAUCAGGUGGCUGCUGUCCAGCCGCAAAGCAACAACAAGUCCCGAGUAAAUGGGAAGGCGAAAUCAGCAUCGCAGGCCGGAAACGGACAGCCAGCACCAUGGGUCAAGUUCAACUUGACAGAGGCCGAGUACAAGUACCGCGGCCGUUGCGACUGCUGUUACUGGUGCAACAACACCAAGCACAAGACCUCCCUUUGCCAGGAUCAGGCCAAGGAGGAUGUGCGGCCUCAUUCGGCUGCCUUGCUAGCGGCCUCCUACACAUCUGGGGAGGAUGUGAAUGUCCUAAGUUCUCGGUAUACUUACGAGGACUAUGCUGUCCACUUGGUCCCACCGGAUUCGGCUACCUUGCUAGCGGCCUCCUACACAUCUGGGGAGGAUGCGAAUGUCGUAAGUUCUCGGUAUACUUACGAGGACUAUGCUGUCCACUUGGUCCCACCGUUGGACCAACCGCUCCACGUGCAACAAUCCAUCGCAUGCACGGUUUCACCACCAUCGUCAACCAAUUCGGCAGCUUCGCCGCUAUCUAUCGCCGGGGAUUCAUCGUCAUGGUCAAGACUUGAGGUGCUCGACCCACUGACAUUCACGGACUUCCAGUGGAUGCCCGUUCCCCCGACCGGACGAUUGCCGAAACCGCAUUGCAAUGUGUUGAUGGCACAACUGCGAGAUUACUUGCACACUGCAGUACCAGCUCUGUUGAUGGACGUCGGAGUAGAGGUUGUCGACCUUCACGCUUACAUUGCGAAGAUCGACCGCGAGUUCAAGACGCAACGAUACGACGACAUCGAUGCACCAUUGCUUUAUGUACGCAUUCAGAUCGGACAAGCGACCUGCAGCGCAUUGAUCGAUUGCGGAGCAACUCGCAACUACAUGAGUCAGGACUUCAUGGUACGCGCCGGCCUUGGCCCACGAGUCCGAAGGAAGUCCCAACCCACGCAAGUCACGUUGGCGGACGGUCACACGCACAAGUCAAUCGACCGGUGCAUUGAUGACGUCCCAGUGUACUUUGCCCCUCACGCAAGCGAGGCGGUGUCCUUUGAAAUUCUAGACACCAAAUUCGACAUGAUCUUGGGCAUGUCAUGGCUGCGAAGCGACGACCACCCGGUGAACUUCUACCGCCGCACCGUUCACGUCCGUGAUAGGAACGGAGUACUAGUCCCAUGCACGGUGCCUCCUCCUCACCCUUCGAUCAGCUGCCACGUGGUAUCUGCCGCAAGCAUGCGAGCUUCCAUCUUCAGAGACGACAUCGAGGAGAUGGGGGUGUGUUUUCUCCACGCCCUCCCACCCCAUGACGCUUCACCAACGGACUCAUCUUCGGAUCCACGCAUCACCGAGCUUCUCGACGCCUACGGCGACGUGUUCGAAGGCCCGCGCGUAGUACCGGAUCGGCCCAUCCGCCCCGAGAUCAUCCUCGAGGACGGGGCUGCACCUCCACGCGGUUGCAUCUACCGAAUGAGCGAGGAAGAGGUAAGUGUGCUACGGGCACAACUCGACGACCUUCUAGAGAAAGGUUGGAUACGGCCUAGCUCAUCGCCAUACGAUGCUCCUAGUCUCUUCGUCCGGAAGAAGAACAAGGAUUUGUGGUUGUGCAUCGAUUAUUGCAAGCUCAAUGCGCAGACGAUUAGAAACGCCGGCCCUCUCCCACGCAUCGACGACCUUCUCAAACGACUGGGCGGCGCCAAGUUCUUCUCCAAGCUGGACCUCAAGUCGGGAUAUCACCAACUCGAGAUUCGGAAGGAGGACCGCUACAAGACCGCGUUUAAGAUGCGAUAUGGGCAUUUCGAAUGGCUAGUUAUGUCAUUUGGCCUUACGAAUGCCCCCGCCACUUUCCAAGCGGCUAUGACAACGGAGUUCCGACACAUGCUGGAUCGAUUCGUACUUAUCUACCUCGACGACAUCCUGGUGUACAACCAGGGUUUGGACGAGCAUCUGGAACACCUGCGAACCGUUUUGGAGCGGCUACGACAAGCCAAGUACAAAGCCAACCGCGACAAAUCCGAAUUCGCGCGGCAGGAGCUGGAGUACUUGGGACAUUAUGUGACGCCGCAAGGCAUCCGUCCGCUCGCGGACAAGAUCGAGGCCCUCCGCGUAUGGCCCGAGCCCACCAACACCACAGACAUUCGUUCCUUCAUGGGGUUGGCGGGCUACUAUCAGUGAGUCAUCACCGAAUACUCAAGGAUUGCUGCACCUAUGACGAGAUUACAAUCGCCAAAG
Chara braunii is the source of this 2763-nucleotide messenger RNA. The record is from the annotation of a GenBank genome assembly. Lineage: Eukaryota; Viridiplantae; Streptophyta; Charophyceae; Charales; Characeae.